Messenger RNA from Teleopsis dalmanni, 2470 nucleotides. RefSeq lists its product as uncharacterized. The record is from RefSeq and is a predicted model, not a curated record. NCBI's taxonomy places the organism in Eukaryota, Metazoa, Arthropoda, Insecta, Diptera, Diopsidae.
GUUUUUCAAUCGCGACAUGGCCGCCACAGAUGGCCAAAUAAUAUUGGCUGCCUCCCGUUUCGGGGAGACCCUACCGGUAUAUAUACGUGACUUUUCCAAACAAAAGUUACCUGCCGUAGCGAAAAUUGUGAAAGGACAACAUCAGAAUUUAGGCGUUCCGACAUUGUCUGCACCUUCGUUGCAAAGCACAGCACUAUUCUUAAGCGCUGGCAAAAAAUAUCAAAUACUAGCGCAACCAAUAAAAAUCAAGGAGGGACGCAAGCCCACAAAUGUAGGUGCCAAGGUGCUUAUACCGGAAACCUAUACGGGUUACUUUGAGCUAUUAAGCGAAGAUGGUCGUUCUACGCGCUGCAUCGAUUCGGUGCUAGAAUUAUCAAGGCGAAGGAACUUACGCGUUCUAGUGCGAGAAACGUUUCGGUGCACGCAAAUGAAUCGCACGAUUCAUGCAGGUGAAAUGUUGACCACAAUGAAUGAUAAUGGCAAAUAUUUACAGUGCAAAAACAUCAAAGAUGAAAUCAUUAAUUUGCCACUCGAUACCAAAGCGAAAUUUUCACCCAUUGCCAAGGAGGAUAGCAUUAGUGGAGUGCAUACGGUGAAAAAUCUACUAAUGAAACGUAUGCCUGUUAUUGUGAGAUUAGUCCAUGGUAGCGCACCUAAAGGUCUUAAACAACCAUUUGUCCCUGAAUUACGUUUACUUGGCUGUGUUGAAAUCGAUCGCAUAUUUGCUUUACCACUACAGAAGGAUAAUGACUUGGUACCGGUGCCACUAAAUGCGAAAAUUAAGUUGCAACGUGUCAAAAAUAUGGAGCAACUAGAACACUUCAUAGAAUAUUCACGUUUUUUGGAGAAGGCACAGCGUCUGUUGUCUGAUGCACGUGAUCGUCUACAAAUUGUCGAUCUCAAACUAUCAGAGAAAGAGAAAAAGGACUCUAAGUUCAGUAGCCGUAAUAAAUUACCCGUGGUUAUGUUGCCAUCAGCAGCUGGUGUAGCUGUGGCUGCAGCUGGUCUAAUGGAAGGUGGUUACGUGCUGCGAAAAAGUGCCAGCUGUGAUUCUUACAGCAAAAGUCAGGCGGCUGCAAUAAGCAGUGAAAUCGCUGAAGAAUAUAAUGAAAUAGAUCACAUAUACGAUUACGUCCGUGGCCUAACACCGCUCUCGAAGGGCUUGACGCGAUUUGAACCUAUUUGUGAAACGCCCACAAUUAAAUCACAUCAUACAGAUAGUAGUGGAAAUUAUUGUAGUCUCAUACGUGUGGGCCAUUCACAAAAUAAUAGUAAUAAUAACAAUAGCAACAAUAACAACAAUAAUAAUGGCAACAGCAAUAGCCUAAAUACAAAUGGCAGUAAUGCAAAUCAUAGCACUGGAAAUAACAACAACAACAACUAUAGUAGCUUAGACUCGAAUAAGCAUACAAACACAAAUAGUAGUCACAAUAGUAGUAGCAACAGUAAUCAUCAUCACCAUCAUCAUCAUCAAAGUCACUCGCAUAAUCAUCAUCAUCAGCAGUCAAAUGUUGGUGUUAAUCAUUAUCACCAUAGCCAUAUUCUAGUGCAAGAAGAUAUAAAGCCAGUGCCGCCACCUAUCGAAACAAUACCUGGUAAAAAAUUGCCAGAAAAACGUCAACGUCCGACACUACCAAAGCUUUAUUUGAAAAACACGCACAGCGCAGGAAGCAGCAGUAAUGGUAAUUCAAAUGUUGGUAAUCAUCAUCAUAAUCAUCAUCAUCAUCCACAUGCCGGUACUGCUGUUGUGACUACAACUGCUGCAGCGCAUCACUAUCACGCCCAUAAUGGCGCGACAGCUAAAGUACUGACACCAAAUAAUCAUCAAGCACUAAAUGGUAAUGUCCCACUAAGUGCCGGCAUUUUGAACAAGGAUUGCGGUUUGGAACCACAAUCGCCACUCUUUCAUAUCAGGUAUAAGAGUCUCAGCAGUCUACAAUUGACACCUGAAAGCACCUCAAUCACACCGCCGAUCUCAACAAAUCCCAAAGGACAAACAGUACCACCAGAUGUGGUGCUCAAAUGCAAUAGCAACAUAAACUCACACGCCCAUCUACAGCACAACCAACCGCUAAGCAAAAGUGCUAGCACUGCUGGAGUAGGUGUUGGCAUUGGUGUUGUUCAUCACAAUCCGCGUGAAGGCACACUUGAUUCAUCGCGCAGUGGUGGACGCACAUCGGGCGAUUCAAAUAAAUUACCCGAAAAGAAAACGCGUCGUCUGUCGCGACCACGUAGCUUAUCGAAUUUAGUCUGGGACUUGCGGCCAUCCAAAGAGAAGUCGAAGAAGAAACUAUAUAUACAUCAUUUCGAUCAUCGUCAGCAGGCGACAUUAUAUUUGUAGUCAGUCUAGUUUUAAAUGCAACUCUAAAGUUUAAGGCCAUCGCCAUGGUAAAUUUAAUGAUGAAUAAAAUUGUUGCCAUCACGCAUCUCAGUGUUCAAUUGAUUUUACUUACUUUUAAGUAAACAUAAG